CUCACAUGUUAUUUUGAUCGGAUCGCAAAUAGUUGUUUUUUUUUUUUUCGCUAAUUCAAUAUAAAAAAAUCGCUGGUAAAAUGAUAAAAAAAGAAGAUAAAAUCAAAGGUCCACUGCAAAGGGCGCUGCAAGUCUUUGAAACAAAUACAAAAUCACCAACCGAUUAUCUAAAGGAGCAGAAAGAGUUUGCCGAGAAAAAUCGUCUAUUAUUGAAGUCAUUAUUUGAUUAUGCAAAAGCAUCGGGACCACAUUUUCAAUCAAAAACAUUGCCAGACGAAAUUUUCGUCGAACAUAUGGAUGAAGAGCAGAUAUGGCAACAGUUAGAAAUGCAAAAUGAUUCAUUUUGGGAGAAAUGUAUGAGCGAAACUUGCCGAUUGUUGUCGUUGAAUGAAAAUAAAUUGACAUUUAAAGUGAAUUAUCCCGGCCAAGAGCAUGCGACACAGGAGAAUGGAAACGAAGCAAAUGAGGUGGAAGAAUCGGAUGGCUAUGGUGAUAGUGUUCAAAAUGAGUCCGGCGAAGAAGUUGAAGAUAAAGAAGACGAAGAAGAUGAGGAGGAAGGCGAUGAAGACGAAGAAUCUGUUGGUGACAGCGAUGUGGAUGGCGAAACAGACGAAGAUUCGACUGUUAAAGCAUCCAAAACCAAAGCCGCUGUGGAUGAUGAUCAAUUUGUUGAUGACCAGUUUUUCAAAAUUAGUGAGAUGGAGGCAUUUCUUGACAACGAAGAUAAAAAAGAGCUCGAUCGAUUGAAUGGCAAACGACCUAAACAAGGAGACUCAGAAGAUGAAAUUGAUUAUUUCGACUCGUUGUCCGAUGCUGAAGACAGUGACGAUGAAACAGAAAUUGGUGCAAAAGGAAAAGAUAUGAUGUUUGCUGACUUUUUCGAUGCAGAAGAUCAGGGCAAGGUCGAAACACCAGAAGAGAUAAGGCAACGUAGGCGAGCCGAAAAAGAGGAGAAAAAUCGUCGCAAGAAACAACAAAUGAAAGAAGAUUUGGGUUUGGAUGACAGUGAAGCUGAAAAUAGUGAAACCGAUGGAAAUCUACUCGAACAAGAAGAAAGCGAUCACAAUGAAAGCGACGAUGAUGAGGUUGAAAAGUCUGAAUUCGAUUUGCGACAGCAGCGAUUGAAGAAACGUAUCGAAGAAUUGGAAGAGAAAGCAUUGGGCGAAAAACCAUGGCAAUUGAAAGGUGAAAUAACCUCAUCAACACGGCCAAAGAACUCUUUGCUUGAAGAAGUAUUGGAAUUCGAUUCAGUUGCCCGUCCACCGCCGCUAAUUACCGAAGAGACAACUCUGUGCUUGGAAGAAAUUAUCAAACGUCGCAUUAAAUCGAAAGCAUGGGAUGACGUUGAGAGAAAAAUCAAACCAAUCAAUGACCAGCAAGAUUUUCGAAAGAGCUUAGUUCUACAACAGGAAAAAAGCAAAGAGUCCCUGGCACAAAUUUACGAAAAAGAUUAUUUGGAAAAAGUGCAUAAGCUAAACAAUCUGGACGAUGACACGAAGACCGAUGAACCACCGGAACAUAAGGAUAUUCGCAAAGCAAUGAAAGAUUUAUUCAUCAAAUUAGAUGCUCUAUCAAAUUUCCAUUUUACAUCGAAGCCGGUAGCGGCCGAGGCUAGAAUUAUAACAAAUAUUCCGGCAAUUGAAAUGGAAGAAGUGGCACCAGUUGCCAUUAGUGAUGCCACAUUGCUGGCGCCAGAAGAAGUCCGAACACGACCGGUUGGUGAUGAAAUUGGUAAAACGGAGAGAACAGAUACCGAUAAAAAACGCGAACGUCGCAAGAAGAAAAACAAGCAAAAACUGAUGAAACAACGUAAUGAUAAACGGGUCGAAGAAAAGGUAAAGCAAGGCAUCAAGGUUACAACGAAGGAAAAACAACAACAGUUAUUGAAUCAAGUAACCAAGAGCAGGAAUGUUAUUAAGGGCAAGAGCUCAACGAAUGACGAGAACAAAGCGUUAAAAUCGUCGAAAUCAUUCUUCACCCAAUUGCAGGACAAUAUCUCAUCAACGGUUAAAUCAAAGUCAUUGGGUAAAAAGAAGUCAAGAGGCGAUCUGACAAAAGAUGAAUCAAGUGCCAAGAGAUUUAAAUUGUAGAUGAACUCAUCAAAUAAAUCAAUUUCAAAAUAAAAUAAAAUUAUAUGCACAAUUUUAGCAGGA
Molecule: messenger RNA, 2153 nt
Organism: Contarinia nasturtii (swede midge)
Lineage: Eukaryota; Metazoa; Arthropoda; Insecta; Diptera; Cecidomyiidae
Product: U3 small nucleolar ribonucleoprotein protein MPP10
Exons: 3
Coding region: 81-2090 (669 amino acids)
Biological process (GO): rRNA processing
Cellular component (GO): small-subunit processome; sno(s)RNA-containing ribonucleoprotein complex; Mpp10 complex
Source: RefSeq, a predicted model, not a curated record